Molecule: messenger RNA, 2051 nt
Organism: Selaginella moellendorffii
Lineage: Eukaryota; Viridiplantae; Streptophyta; Lycopodiopsida; Selaginellales; Selaginellaceae
Product: probable serine/threonine-protein kinase mps1
Exons: 5
Coding region: 22-2004 (660 amino acids)
Biological process (GO): mitotic spindle assembly checkpoint signaling; protein localization to kinetochore; peptidyl-serine phosphorylation
Cellular component (GO): kinetochore; nucleus; spindle
Molecular function (GO): ATP binding; protein serine/threonine/tyrosine kinase activity; protein serine/threonine kinase activity
Source: RefSeq, a predicted model, not a curated record
GUUUUGUUCCAUGGAAGUUCUAUGGAGAAUGAGCUCGCUCCUCCAGCCGCGGGCGUAGCAUCGAUCCUCACAGAAGAGGCGCGCCGGGUGCUCGGCUCCGCGCAUCACAAUGCGGCGCUGGGACACACAGGGCCGGGUUUGGGUACGAUCUCGGGGAUUUUCGCCCCUGGAAGCUCCGUGGAGCUCAGGGAUCACGACCUCGCGGCUCCAUCCGCCAAUGCAGGCUGGGAUGCGUCUGGUAUCACCGACGAGGCGCGCGCGGCGAUCGGGAGUGCGCAUCACAACACGGCAUCCGGGAGCAUCGCUCCAAAUCUUGGGACGAUCGCGGGGAUUUGCGCUCCUGGAACGUUUAGAAACUCCAGGUUUAAGUUGCUAGGUCGGCCUAGACGCGUUCUUCGUGGGGACGACAGCACUGGCUCAGACGAAUCACUUGAGGCUGCCGAGAACCAACAGAAGCAAAACGACUUACAAGCAGAGAACCAGCAAAAACAAAGUGAGCUCCUCGCAGAGAUCCGUCACGACCAAGUCGAGGUGGUGGAGUCCCGGCAGCAAAGCGAAGUAGCAGUGAAUCAGCUAGUCCAGGUAGCUAAGAACCAGGAGGUCCACGUAGUGAACCAUCACCAAGUCGUAGUGACAGAAAACCAGCAAAUCCAAGUUUCAGAAAGCAAGCAAUUCCAGCAGAUUGAGAGCAAGCAAGGAAGCGUAGGAGGUGCCUCCAAGCUUCUAAACGGUUUCAGUGGUGUGAAGGAAGAGCUUCACAGCUUGCGGUCACAGCAGCAGGAAGUGAAAGUUGCCGAGGGUGCCAAUGUUCACGACAAAGUUGUCACAGAGAGCAAGGAGAGUGAUUCUUCUCGCGGCAAGACAAGAGAGAAUGCGAACUUUGUGUGGGUGAACAACAAGAGGUAUCAGAAGCUUGGCAAGAUCGGAAGCGGUGGAAGCAGUCACGUAUUCAAAGUCAUCGCCCAAGACUGCACGAUUUAUGGUCUCAAGAGGAUCAUCUUGAAAGGACGGGAUCAUCAGACAGCUUGCGGUUUUCAUCAGGAGAUCGAAUACUUGGAGCGUCUGAAAGGAAAGAAUCACAUUAUCCAACUUAUAGAUUACGAGGUGACCGAUAAAACCAUCUUCAGGUCCGAUAGUGCUGCUACCCAUGGUGAAAUCCUUAACGACGUGCGGAUUUACAUGGUGCUGGAGUACGGAGAGAUUGACUUGGCACGCAUUCUUGAGCGGAAGAAAAGCGAGGAUGGACAGCUUGAUGAGAAUUGGUUGCGGUUGCAUUGGGAGCAUAUCUUGAAAGCUGUGAAUACAAUACACGAAGAGCGGAUCGUCCAUGCCGACCUCAAGCCCGCGAACUUUCUCCUCGUCCAAGGAGCUCUCAAGCUUAUCGACUUUGGGAUCGCCAAAGCCAUACAAAACGACACAACCAACAUCGUGCGAGAGUCUCAGGUUGGGACUCUCAACUACAUGUCCCCGGAAGCGUUCCUCAUGAACUCGAGGGACGAGCAGGGAACCGUCAAGUGUGGUCGCGCGUCAGACAUAUGGUCGCUUGGAUGCAUCCUUUACCAGAUGGUUUACGGCCGGACACCAUUCUCCCACCUCAGCUUCUACCAGAAGAUCCGAGAGAUCACCAACGAGAACCAUGUAAUCAACUUCCCGCCGGUGUCCAACCCCCUCAUCGUGGACGUGAUGAAGAGCUGCCUUAUGUGGGACAAGGACAAGCGGCCGAGGAUACCCCAGCUCUUGGAGCACGCGUUCCUCAAGCCAAGGCCGCCGCCACCGUCAGACGACCACCAUUACCUCCGAGAGGCCCUCCUCGAGAGCUUCCAGGCCUACGUCUUGGCCAGGGGGAGCAUGGAGCUAACCGAGCUGAUACGAAAGGCCAUCAAGCCACCUCUGGACGGUGGCCACGAAAAGCUCGACGAGGUGUUGCUACCUUUUGCUCGAUUGUACGUGAAAAGAGUUGGGAAGGCUGCGCUAUGUGAGCUGCUAACAUCAGUCACUAUGUAAAUUACUUCUAGAACGAAGUGUUAAGAAAGAAAGCGAUGAUUUUUUUC